AUGGUGGAUAUUGAACAUACAUGUCGAAUCUGUCGUAUGGAAGGAACUCCACUGGAGCCUCUAUAUCACCCUUGUAAAUGUCGAGGUUCCAUCAAAUAUAUCCAUCAGGAUUGUUUGAUGGAGUGGUUAAAACAUUCCAACCAAUCUAGUGAAAAAUGUGACAUUUGCAAUACAUCAUACAAAUUCAAAGUCAUAUAUGAUCCAAAUAUGCCUAGGAUUAUACCCUUCCCCCUUGUUUGGAAUAAAUUUAUUCAGGUUGCAUCUAGCACUGUUAUCAAAAGCAUUAGUAUAUUUUUGUACGUGCUAUGCAUCAUCAUACAAGUACCAAUAUUUUGGAAAUUUUGUGGGCGUGUAUAUACUUGGGCCAUAGAUGGAAGAUUACCUGUAAAUAAUCCCAACUUCCUUGACGCAUUAUACUUUGGGAACUUCAGCAUACUGGAAUUUACUCAGAGUUCAACAUCAUCACAACUUGCAUUGCUAAAAUUGAGAAAAUUUCUCAGCCAUACGUACUUUAGUGGAGUUAGGUACAUUUUAGUUGGAAUUAUUAUUCAUAUUGCAUUGUUUGUUGAACGAGAAUGGGUUGUGCGUGACGAAGGAUAUUUGAAACUAUUGCAUCGCAAGAUCGGCAAAGAACCAAAGACACAGUUGGUUGAUAUGUUGCAAAAUGCAUUGGAUGUGUUGAGAAGACAAGAGAAUCAAAAUGAAAGGGAGGAUGUGGUGCAAGAGGCAAACUUGAAUCGUGCCAUUGACAGUUUACAAAACCGUGGCGAACAAAUGAAUGCACGAUAUGAAGAGGAGUUGAGAAGAGCUGUCAAUAGAGGUGAGAUUUUUAAUGGAGAUCUACAGCAAAAUGGCGACGACCAUAGACAUGAACGUCAUGAUGAUGUGGAGGUCAUUCAUGAAGACGACGAUAACAUAGUUUUCGAUGAUGCAAUCAACCAAAAUGAACCACCGCAAGAUGCACAUAGGGUUCUCGUGAAUGAUGAGCCCGACUCUGACGAUGAAGCUGAAGUGCAUCAAGCGUUGGAAGAGGAUUUCGAACAAAUGGCACAAGAAGAAGGAAACAACAAUGGCGGUGGUGCUAUUGGAGAAAUUAUGGAAGUAUUCGGUAUCAUUUUGAAUAUAAAGACGCCACUUUUCCUCAUGGUUGUCUGUGAUUCUAUCAUCACUGCAUAUUUGUUUUUGAUUUAUGUGGUGCCUUACAUCUUGGGUGAUUUGUUUGUAUUUGUUUCUGGUUCCGCUUUCAAGUAUAUUGUCGCAGGUGUUCCUGAGCCCAAUUGGAACAUCAACAUCAAAACAGGUUAUGAAUUUGUUGAUUUUUCAAUACUCACUAUUCAAGACUACAUCGUGGAGCCUUGCGUAAACACUUUCAAGGACUUGGUUUAUCCUAAUAGUGCACAGUACAGUUUAGUUGAUCGAGUUUUGGUUCUUAGUUUCGGCUAUGCAAUCAUUGGUAUCACGAUACAUAAUAUUAUGAAAAGCUUAACUUCAGGACGUAAGCCAAUUGUUGGGUCAUCAAGGCGGGUCUAUAAGGUGUUAUUUGAAUUGAGUUCCACAGCUAAAGUGUUUGUCAUUUUUGCCAUUGAGAUCUUUUUCUUCCCAGUUUACUGCGGUUGGCUAUUAGAUUUUUGUGCUGCUCCUUUAUUUCUUGAAAAGUUUACUCAAGCGACCAAAUCAGGUACAACAUUUAUCCUAUUCCUUACGUCGAUCGACAGCUGGACUCAAGUGCCCUAUAUUCGUACCCUGCUUUAUUGGGCUUCCGGUACUUUGUACAUGUUGUUUUUUGCCUUGUUUGUGGGAAUGGUGAGAAAUACAAUUUUACGUCCUGGUGUGUUGUACUUCAUCCGCAGUCCUGAUGACCCAAAUGCUAGAUUGAUCCAUGAUGCUUUGGUUAAGCCAUUGGGGUUGCAAUUAUCGAGAAUUUAUCUUAGUGCAAAGGUUUACACUGGUUUCAUUUUGUUUGGAAUUGGUGGUGUUACUUGGGGAUUGAGAUAUAUGGUUGCUCCAAGUCAUGGAAAGUACAAUGUAAUGUUACCUAUGGAAUUCCUGCUCACCCCUAGUGGCUUGAUUUUUAUGGUUCCAUUAGGGUUGAGCUCGGCAUUCAUUAGACAGAUGUUACCGUUGAUUACAAAAUAUGUGAGAAUGUACUGGUCGAGAGCGUUUGAAAUCAGUGUGCACAAAUUGAGAUUAUCUCAUUUCAUCUUGGGUAGACCAGUUCUGUACGAACGUGGACAUACUAUUUAUCGUAAUUGGAAAGAGCAAAUUUUGGCCACUGCUAAACCAGAUUAUACCAACCCGGUGACUUAUAGACAAGCACAAGAGAUUUUUUCAACAAAUCAAGAAAUCAAUGCAUGCUUUGUUCCUGAUGGGUAUUAUGUACGUGCUCCUGAUAAUGAUACUGUUUCGCGGAAAUUUAUUAAAAAAUUGUUUGUACCCGUGACUAAAGAUGACAAGUUGCUAAGGGAUAUCAAUGAGAAUGAUUUGAAGCAGUCGGGUUAUGAAACACCAUCGAGUGAAGAGGAAGAAUUAAAUACUGAUGAUGCAUAUUGUGUUGUUUAUCGUCCACCGAAUUUCAAAUUGCGUUGUUUUGCCUUAAUUUUGAUGCUUUGGGUAUUCGCCGUAAUCCUUAUCUUGUCCGUGGUGCUAAUCGCAUUGGUGAUGGGACGACCACUAGCUGUUGCUCAACUGGGUAUAUUUGACAAUACCUUGCCUUUGUUUUCACCGGGGGAAAUUAAUUGGAAGUUGGCUGAUCUGGUUAGCCUAAUUUACGGAUUGUUAUUGGAAUUCAACAUUCUUAAAUUAGUUGACAAGUAUGUUGAACAGAAAAAUCAACAAGGUGGUGGUAAUGAAGUUGAUGCAGAGGAGAGACCAAGAGCAAGAAUAUUUGAGAAUUUGUUUGGCUUUGUUGCCGGUAAUGCCAAUCAACAAAAUCGAGUUGCUAUAGUUAAAGUUUUCGCUUUGUCUUUGAUAGUUACCCUUUGGUUUUAUUGGAUUGCUUCUGUUCACAUCUUGUGUAUUGAUUUCCCAUUACAAGUGUGGUUCAAAACAUCAAUCACCAAGAUGGAGCCUAUGCCCACCUUUGUUCAUUUUGUUGCCUCUUGGUGGACUUUAUUGCCAGCAAUAAUGUACUUGGUCAAAACGCAAGCUAGAGACUUGGAUUUUCAACAAAGUAUAAAAUCAAUGGGAUUUGGUUACCUAUUGUUGAAUUAUGCAUUGAUUUACAUUCCAGGAUUGAGUUAUACUGCAUGGAAGAUUAGUAAUAAAAAGACGGUGACUUUACGAGAUGUUGACAUUCCCGGGCCGGGAUAUUUCCCUGUUGCGUGGACAAGUUCAUUUGUCUUGUUUGCAUUGUAUCGAUCAUUGAAUAAUGUCAUCAAAUUUUAUGAUUAUAUUGGUCAGCAAAUCAAAGCGGAGAAAUACGUCAAAGGAAGAGCAAUUGUUAAUGAUGAUGAGGAUGUAAAUGAAGGAGAAAGAUUAUAG
Lodderomyces orthopsilosis Co 90-125 is the source of this 3480-nucleotide messenger RNA. RefSeq names its product E3 ubiquitin-protein ligase. Bases 1 to 3480 code for a protein of 1159 amino acids. NCBI's taxonomy places the organism in Eukaryota, Fungi, Ascomycota, Pichiomycetes, Serinales, Debaryomycetaceae. Gene Ontology annotation, molecular function: zinc ion binding. The record is from RefSeq and is a predicted model, not a curated record. The transcript has a single exon. Gene Ontology annotation, cellular component: endoplasmic reticulum membrane.